Messenger RNA from Copidosoma floridanum, 8108 nucleotides. RefSeq lists its product as uncharacterized. NCBI's taxonomy places the organism in Eukaryota, Metazoa, Arthropoda, Insecta, Hymenoptera, Encyrtidae. The record is from RefSeq and is a predicted model, not a curated record. Gene Ontology annotation, molecular function: protein binding.
UUAACUAUUAAUACUAAUGAGUGUCUUACGUUAUUGCGUACAUGUAUCGAUAUCGAAAUUUUGUGUACCUAAUAAAUGUAAAGGCUAUAAGUAUAAGGUGAACAAUAUACUUUAUACGCACUGUGAACCAAGCCAUAAAAACCAAAAUACCGAACAAACUGAGCUAAAAAGUGGAUGUGCUAUACAUCAGUUGCACACUGGAUCAAAGAGAAAAAAAUAGUACGUACGAUAUGUACUCAAAUUGAGACGCCUGUUAUAAAAAUUGAAUGAAUUGCUGAAAAAAAAAAAAAAAUUACAAUGCAGCAUAGAAAAAUUGCAAGCAUAAAUUUAACAGCAGUUCAGAAGAAAAACGAAUAUGCACAAUAUUAUAAAAUCUGAGGACGCGGCUUUUUUACAUGCAUGUACAAGAAUUUUUCAAUGAAUAUACUGUAUAGAAAUCAUGGAAUCAAAACAAAAUGGCAACAAUUAUCAAGAAAAUAAACGUUUUUUAUCACGUUUACACAACUCGAAGGAAGAAUUUCACAAGCAGUAUGAAAAGUUUUACGGUGAUAAAGUAAAAGCUAAACAACUUUACCUGCAACUACUAUCUGAACUGAGAAAAGCUAUAAUAGGAGAUAAUGUCGAUAAUUUUGAACGUUUAAUUAGUUUUCUUAGUUAUAUCACUGACUCGGAGAGUCGUGAAAAUUUGAUAUCCUUUUAUUACAAUGAGGCUAAUGUGCUCAAUGUUUCGAAAAGUACAAAUUUGUUGAUUUUUAUCUCUAAACAUAAUAGUUUUAAUAUUAUGAAAUACGUGCUUAAUAAUGUUACUAUUUUAAGAAACUUUACUUUGAACUGUAAAACAGAAUAUGUUCCAGACGAUGUUGAUGAAGCUGGUCAUACAGCAUUUUACUAUGCCUUGCGAUCAAACAAUAUCGAGUUGACUGACAUACUUAUUCACAAAUGGCCAGGCAAUUAUUUUGUUUGCAACCUAGAUAAGUUAGAUACAAUUUUAUCAAAAGCUUACGAAGAGUUAAGGUUGAAAAAUGUGGUGUUGACUAAGGAGAUGGAACUCUAUGUUGAAGAUAAAUUGGUUCAUCUUCGAUUUAAUUCUGAUACUUCCAAAUGUGAUAACAUAUCAUCCAAAGUAAUUUCACUUAGUAAAAUUAAGGAAAGAAUAGUGUUAGUGUUAGAGAGUAUUAGGUUACUGAAAGAAAUACCUCAGGUGGAUGAUAGAUUUUUAUUUGUCGCAAAAUUUAUCGCACAAAACAUUUCGGUUUUAAAACAACAGUUAAAAUCAACAUACGACAGUUUACCUUGGGAAGAGAUGGAGUUUUGUUUAAUUAGUUUUGUGUCUUCGUACAUUAAGAGACAAGAGGUCAACUUAUUUUAUAGAGUCGUACUAAGUAGGAGCAGAAUAUUGAAACAUUUAACGAGUUUUGAGAAAAAACUUGAUGAACUGAAAAAAAGCUUAGAAAAUUAUCGUGUGGAAGAUUUAGCUGUUCUUCCCGAAGUCAACCGCGACAAAAUUGUUGCCAAAAUCACUAAAGAUAACCCAAAGCUUAGCGAAUUAUAUAAUGACUACCAUGACAUUAGAGAUAUUCAUUCUUUACAGAAAAUAAGCAAUUACGUACAGUUGGCAACAAUUGCCGAUCCUAAGGAGAGACAAGGCCAACUGGCCAUCAUCCGAAGUUUACAGCUUAUUGGAGAGUAUUUGAAAAAUACUCUGGAAUCACCCAAGUUGUCAAACUUUACGAGUGAACUGUUACUUUUAUCCUUACCAAAUAACACUAGAAAAAUAUUUAUUAAUCUGCGAAAUUCACCUUCGCACGUUUACGCUUUAACCAAAAGACUAGAGAUCAAAGAUAACGAAGACAUGGAGUACUUUAUUACUAUCCAAAAGGACAUUCAAAAAACCUGUAGUAUUAUUACUUAUAUUUUGUACAAAAGUAAAAUCAAAGCGAUCAAAGUCCUCCUCCGAAAAAUUGUAGCUAGCGAUAGUUUAGACGACUUGAAGGAAAUCGCACAUCUGUUUCGCGCCUUCGAACUCGAUACCGUGGACUUUAGAAAUUUGAACGUAAUGGAGCACGACAUCCUUGACAAACUAAUCAAAGAACUAAAGGAAAACGUCAUCGAAAAAUCCAGUCUCGAAACCCAAAUGUUAAAAAAAAUGCAGGAAAUCAUGAGUUUUGAGAAGAAAACGUUAGAUAAGAGCCAAAAGGACUACCUCUUGGACGCAAGAAUGAUAAACGUUCUGUACUCGGACAUGCUUGACAAGAAUACCGACGACUACGACAUCAAACUGACCAAACACUCGGCAGAAAUGACGCUCGAGAGCAUGAAGUCAAAAAUCGAGUCCCACUGUUUGAAGCAGCUCGCGGAACUAGCGGCAGAAAUCGCACGGACCAACAAGCUCAAGACGAAAUGCGAGAAUCUCGUAGAAAUCAACCGACUGGCCUGCGAGAUUAUUUACGUUGCGAAGUUUGAGGGCGAAACUAACGACUGGAUCGACGAUCUCCAGGGAAAGCUGAACAACAGUUCUUUCAUCGACGACAGCAGGCAGCCUUGCAACGAUUGCUCACUGUCCGAGGACGACAAGUCGAAACAGCUAGCGUCCAAGUUGGUUGAACUGAAGAACAUCUUGAACAUCAGCCUAAUCAACAACGAACUGCAGUUUCCCAUGAGCAAAGGUGGCGAGAAGCUCCUGGCCGUAUUGGAGAUGCUGAUUCUCGACAUAUUGUCGAUUCUAGGGAGCUCCAAGGGUCUGGAGAACAACUUACUAUUUGUGGACGAAAACGCGCCUACCCUCAUCGGCAAGUGCUUGCGCAAUCAUCUUGCCCACGACAACACGCUCGUGGACGUGUUACUGUCCGAUCCGUCGAUCACCAUGUUCCUAAACGCGAAAAAGCUCAUAGCCGAAGACACGAUCGAGAGCAGUAAGAAGAUCGGUAAAUUCGUCGCGGACGAUCCAGUGAAAGUGAAAGUUCGAUUCAACCAAGCUCUGAACGUCGUUGACAGCCAAGAGAAGAUGUUCGCUGCUCUGGAGCACGGCGACCUGGAGGCUGUGAAGAGCUGCAUCGCCAGGGGUGCUGAGAUCAAUGGCAAAAACGUCGACUCGUGGACAGCGCUGCACUUUGCCGCCAAGAGUCCCAACAUCGAGGUCAUGAGGUUCGUGCUGGAAAGUAACACGGACGUGAACGUCAAGAACAGGAGUGGCCAGAGUCCGCUGCACAUCGCCUCGAUGAGCGGUAACAAGCACAUCGUUCAGCUGCUGAUCAAAGAGAAGCGCCUUUAUGCCAACGAAAAGGACAACGAUGGCAGGACCCCGCUGCACUAUGCCGCGAAAAACGGACACAAAGAUGUACUUGAAAUGUUGCUGAAGUACAAGGUACAGCAGAGCGUGAUAGACAAAAACGGCUUCUCCGCCCUUCAUUACGGCAUUAGAAAUGGCCAUAAAGAAGCAGUAAUGAUGUUGAUGAACAAAGAGAUGAACGUCGACGAAAACAAGGCGUACAGUGGGUACAGUCUUCUUCACCUUGCCGCUGAUAAGGGACAGGUGGAUCUAGUCAAUUAUUUUCUCAAGCUCAAAGCUAACAUUUGCGCGAUCAGCGAGCGAGGUACAACUCCCCUUCAUCUCGCCUCUCUCCGAGGCUUCCUGGAAAUCGUCAAGAUCCUCAUUACCAAGGGUUCAAACGUCAAUGCCAAAUGCAAAGAUGGCGCAACGCCUUUACACCUCGCGGUUGAAUUCGGCUUCAAAGACAUCGCCGAGCUCCUGAUAAAAAACGGCGCUGACCCAAACGCCUCGUACAACAACUGUUUGUACACUCCUCUUCAUUACGCAGCAAAGGAAGGUCGCGCAGAUCUCGUUGACAUGUUACUGAAGAAGGGUGCCAAGCCGAUGGCCAUGUCGAGCUCCAACUUGACCCCGUUGCACCUGGCGGUCCGUAGUGGUCAUCUGCAAACAGUCGACGUGUUUUUCCGACACGGAAUCAACGUUGCGAGCAACCCCCUUCUGCACGUGGCCAUCGAGUUCGGCUUCAAGGAUCUCAGUUAUUACUUGAUCGAGCACAACGCGGACGUUCACGCCCAAAUUAUGAAUGUUGGGCCUCUUUACGUGGCAGCAGCUGUUGGGCAAAUAGAGAUCGUUGAGUUGCUAUUGGCAAAGGGUGUUGAGAUCGACGUCAAAGAUACCGAAGGAUUUACACCACUACUGGCAGCUGUGGAUAAGGGUCAUAAAGAUAUUGUCGAGUUGCUGUUAAAAAAUGGGGCUGACUUACAUGCGCGUACCAACACGAGUGCGACGACGUUACACAUUGCUGCCACGAACGGCGAUGCAGAAAUGGUUGACCUGCUCAUCAAAAAGAAGGCCAACGUCAAUGCGACGGACUCGAAAAAGAUGAAACCCCUGCACUUGGCCGCACAAUUGGGAUACGUUAGUAUCACAGACUCGCUGAUAAAUAAUGCGGCUGAGAUUAACGCGAGGGACAGCAGCGGAAUGACCGCGGUACAGAUGGCUGCCGAGAGUGGGUACAAAAAGGUUGUAGAGAUUUUGAUAGGUAACGAGGUGCUAAUCAACACGAAGAACAAGCACGGCUGCACGACCCUAUCAUCGGCGGUAAAAAACAGCGAUCCAGAAAUCGUUGAGAUGCUCAUAAAUAGCGGGGCGGACGUGAACGCCGAGAACGGCCAGCCAAUACUCUAUGCGGUGUUGUCGGGCUUCGCGGACAUUGUCGAGGUUCUUGUGCGAAACAAGGCGCUGGUCAAUCUUAAGUACAUGGAUCAAAAUUCGCUUCUACACUUGUCUGUCGCGCGCAACUACAGGAAAGUUACCGAGGCACUCCUAGCUAGUGGCGUUGACGUUAACGCCACUAACAGGAGUAACGUGACGCCCUUAUCCGUCGCCAUUUCCAUGGGCUCCGUUAAUAUUGUUGCGAUAUUGUUGGCCCAUGGUGCCGAUAUUUAUGCAACCAUCAAGGAGGGCCUGACCCCGCUACACAUAGCAUCCUGCGAGGGUAAUGUCGACGUAUUGGAGAUCUUACUGCGCCACGGCGUCGAUGCAAACAUCAAGGACGACGAGAGCCGGACCCCUCUGGAGAUGGCCAUUGCUUACGGCUCGUCUAAGGUUGCCAAGAUUCUUUUUCAUCACACCAAAGUUAACAUCAACAGCCAAGGCGUCAACGACUUCAGUCUCCUACACAUUGCGGCACAGGAAGGCAACAGCGAAAUCACAAAAUACUUCAUUAACAACGGUGCUAACGUACACGCGAGAGACGUGUUCGAUUCCAAGCCGAUCCACGAAGCAGCCAAGCGAGGCCACGUUGAAGUUGUCAAAAUUUAUGUUGACUACGGCCUACCGGUCGACGACUUUGGAAGAAACAACCAAACGCCCCUACAUUAUGCUUGUCUUGGCGGACACUCAAACGUUGCCAGGUACCUACUCGAGCGUGGUGCUGAUGUCAACGCCAAAGACUGUAACGAGACCACCCCUCUUCAUUUAGCCUCGAUCUCUGGCUACAAAGAGUUUAUUGAAGUGCUCCUGGAGUACGGAGCAUUCUAUAAUGUUGUGGAUGCUCUAGGCCGCAAGCCGAUUGAGAUAACCGAAAACGAUGAUGUCAUCAACCUUUUUCACACCACUGAACGCCUCUUCAAGUCUGUCAAGCAAAAUAACUGUGCAGAAGUGCAGCAGUGCAUCAAGGCGAAGGCCUUCGUGAAUGCGAGGAGCGUUGAUAAUGUCACGCCUCUGCAUCACGCAUCCUGGAAGGGCUAUGAUGAAAUCGUAAAUAUUCUCCUGCAAAAUGGUGCAAAUCCUAAUGUGGUUGGGAAACAAGGUCUUACCCCGUUGCAUUACGCUGCCAAGUUUUCCCAUCCUAAGGUGUUAAAAGCCUUGUUGGCUAACGGUGCGGUGUACAAUGCCAUUUCCGAAACUGGAAAGACCCCCUUAGACCUCGCCAAUGACAAGAACGUUGUCCAUUUGCUGAGGCUCAUUAAUGAGUCAUUCGAGAGCGUAAUAGGCUGUGACGCAAAAGUUGUCAACGAAAUCAGAAAGUUGAAGGACGUGGAGUCAGUAAAGGCAGUUAUGGGUACAGUCAACACAGCAAACAAGUCGCUGAUUAUGCUAGCGUUACACAGUGGCUUUCCAAAAGUCCAUCAGCUGAAGCAGAUAAUGCAGGAUGACCUAAGCGAGCACAUCGAGAUGGCCGAGAUGUUUAUACACCAAGAGAAGUACGAGGAAGCGUUGAAGAUCUUCGAGAGGGUAUUGAAGAAGAGAACGGAGAUAUUGGGAGCGAGCAAUCCCGACACUCUGGACAUCCAAAGCCGUAUCGCCAAGCUGCUGUACAAGCAGCAAAAGUACCCGGAGGCCCUCGUUUUGCUCGAGGAGAUUUACGGCAGGCAAAACGCCAUGUUAGGCUCGAGUAUAAAAGACACCCUCGGGACCAAAAGUACGAUUGCACUGAUCAUGCACAGGCAGGGCAAGAGUGAGGAAGCUUUCAAACUAUACGAAGAGAUAUACAUGAAGCAGAGGGAGACUGCCGGCGUACCUGACAACGAUAUCCUUAACACGCGCUUUCACAUGGCCGUGGUGCUAGAGGGUUUGGGCAAGUACGAUGAAGCCAUGGCGAUUUUCAACGAGGUCUUAGAGAAGCAGAAGAAGUCGAUGGGUAUGCGUGACCCAGAGACCAUUACGACCCUUAACAAUAUAGCCGCUCUUCUCGAACGCACGGGCAACAGCGACGAGGCCCUCAAGGUCUAUCGAAAGGUGUACGAGGUGCGCAAGAUAAUACUCGGACCAACGCACUCCGACACCCUCAAGACGUUGUUCCACAUAAAUUCCGUGCUCGUUCACCAGGGAAAAUUCAGGGAGGCACUGGAGGCUUACGAGGAUCUCCUCGACACUCAGCGAAACGUUUUUGGACCCAAGCACAUAAUUACCCUCAAUACCUGGCACAACAUCGCCCAGACGUACAUGUACUCUGGCAAAUACGUAAGCGCUCUGAAGAUCCUGACGUCGUGCCUUGGUCCAAGAAAAGUCAUAUUGGGCGCCGAGCAUUCCGACAUCCUACGGACCGAGCAGAUCAUCGAGCAAAUUCAAUUGAGUCUGAAACUCGAGGGUGUCCAAAACAACAUUAUGCAGAGUUUCGAGUCCGAAAUGAAAAUGGCAAUCGAGAGAGGGGAUGUUAAGUUUAUGGAGUAUCUCUUUAAGCACAUGGUCGACGUUAACGAACAGGAUCCGGAUGGCAGGACUCUGUUGCACUUCGCCGUGAACCUUGGACAUGAGGACGUCGUGAGUAUGCUGCUCAAGAGCGGGGCCAUUGUCACCAAAGCGACGAACAAGGGCAACACACCGUUGCACACAGGAACAUCACGAGGAUACAAAAAUAUAGUCGAGAUACUCCUGAAGCAGGUCAACCGGGACAAGCUUAAUGACUUUAUCAACGCGAGGACCAGCGUUAACGGGAUGACAGCCCUUCACGUUGCGGCGCGCUGUGAUGACUACGAUAUCAUAAAAAUCUUAUUGAAGCACGGGGCCGUUUAUGACAUCAGGAACAACGAGGACAAGCGGCCGGUUGACUUAGCCAAGGAACCCGAAGCGCUGAGAUUGCUUCAAUCGAUCGAUGAGCUCUUUCAGCGAGCAAAGCAAGGCGACGACAAGCUCGUCGAGAGUCUGAAAACUGUCGAGCCUGAGGAGUUCAAGGCCAUGACGAACACGCGCGAUCAUCAGGACAAGUCGAUCUUCCAAGUUGCCUUGGUCAAUAAGCAUCCUCAGCUGGCGGGGAAGCUGCUCAAGCUCCUCAAAACUCAGAAUUCGAAUUAGUGAGUAUACGUUGCAUGAUCAUAUAAUAAAUAACAGCAGUUGUUAUGGUGGUGGUGAUCAUAGUCGGUCGUGACGUCAUGUAAAUACUAUCAUUGUAUGGUAUUGUUCGUUUAUUGUUGUUGUUUUUUUGUUUAAUACAAGUGAUAUCAUGAGAAAAAGUGUGUUACUUAGUUUUCAUUCCAAGUUCAAGCCAUGCUGUGAAUUUAACGGACAAUAAAAAAUGAUGUUGAGCCGUUAUAAUUAUAUUUGAUACGAUGUUGUUUAUGGUGAUGAUAAUCCUUUGAUGGGCUUAUUUUCCAAGACUGUGUGGUUAAUUGUU